Kogia breviceps (pygmy sperm whale) is the source of this 4696-nucleotide messenger RNA. The record is from RefSeq and is a predicted model, not a curated record. Lineage: Eukaryota; Metazoa; Chordata; Mammalia; Artiodactyla; Physeteridae.
UCAACAAUGUACUCUAUUUCCUGGCACACGUACCACUGAGGGUGAAGUCUCCUUUUUACAAGAAGCAAAUUUUGGAGGAGAGCUCUCUAACAAGGAAAGGCCGUGUGGCUAUUCAGAGAGACAAGAAGAAGGGAGGCAAAUUCCAGCCUUUGAAGAAGUUGUUUGGCAAAAGGAAAAAGAAAGGCACGUCGAGGGCCCGGGAGGCGUCUGCAGGGCGCAAGUGUCGCUCUCCCCCGAGUGUCAGCAAUGGGACCUUCUCUUCCGACGAGGAGACCCUGGAGGACAGCCUGAGCGACAGUUGGGCAAGAACAUCAAGUUUGGGCAGCCACCACCCAAUGCCAUUCCCAUGAAGAAGGCAGACAGUGGCGAGGCUCGCUUGGAAGAGGAUCCGCUCCUGACCAGUCCCAUGGAAAUUGUGACUCAGCAGGACGUCAUCCUCUCAGACACCGAGAACAAAUCCAGUGAGACGCCAAGUUCUCCGGGUCCUCUGAAUCUGCCUGGAGCCGGAAGUGAGAUGGAAGAGAAGGCUGCUCCAGUUAAAACGUCUCGGCCAAAAAGGCACUUCUCCUCUGCCGGCACCAUCGAAAGUGUCAACCUAGAUGCCAUUCCUCUGGCCAUCGCCCGCCUGGACAACAGUGCCGCCAAGCACAAACUGUCCAUUAAGCCAAAAAACCAGAGGGUGUCAAGGAAGCACAGGCGACUUGUUGGGGAUCGACAGAACGAGCAAGGUGGCUUCCCGCAUCAGCUGUCCCUAGACCAGAAUGGGCACCCUGGAGAAGACAAGCCAAUCUGGCAUGAAGAGGAGCCAGAGGCGCUGGACUCGGAGGAAGAGAAGCGACGCCAAGAAGAAUACUGGCAAGAACUUGAGGCCAAGUGCAAACGGCAAAAGGCCGAAGCGGCAGAGAGGCGACGCCUGGAAGAGCAGAGGCUCCAGGCCCUGGAGAGGAGGCUUUGGGAGGAGAAAAGAAGGCAGGAGGAGCUCUUGGAGGAGGAAGGAGAGGAAGAGGAGGAAGGAGUACAGCUAGAGGCAGCAAAGAGGCAGCGUGAAGAGGAGCCGCAGAGCCCGGAAGAGCCAGGCUGCCGAGGCCCAGAGCUGAGGGAGCAAGACGAAGGAGAGCGCCUGGAAGCCGAGGAGCCGAGAUGCCUGCAGGCAGAGGCGCGGCUCCUGGAGAGCCGCGCGCAGCAGGAGGAGCUGGAGGCUCGGAGCCAGCAUGAGGCCGAGAAGCUGCGGCGGGAAGAGGAGGAGAGGCGGCAGGAGUUGGAGGCGCAGAGGCGGUGGGAGGAGGGGGAGGAGGAAGAGGGGGAGGGGGAGGGGGAGGAGGGGGAGGAGGAGGAGGAGGAGGACAAACGGAUGCAGGAGCUCAGAAGGCAGGAAGAGCUGGAGGCGCAGAGACGGCGGGAGGACGCGGAGGCGAAGAGGAGGCAGGAAGCGGAAAAGAAGCUUCAGGAAGCACCGAGAGUGGAAGAGGAGAAUCAGCCGCUGCUGGACCACAAAAGGGGCUUGAGGAGCCCACUUCAGAGCGACACUGCAGAGAAAGCAGAACAAGAACACCUGAAACUCGAGAAGCCAAGAGAAAACUCUGAGGAACCGAGUAUUUGGGUGAAGCAGAGCCAAGAGGCCACCGAGCCAUCAGGCGAGCAGGCUGGAAAGCAGGGGGAUGUUCCCGGGGAUCAUCGUUGUGGAUGGCAGGAAAAGAGGGAAGAAACCAACUCAGAGCUGCCGCAGAAACAAGAGGCCCAGGUGGAAGAGGCGUUGGCUCCAGGAGAGAAGAAAGAAGCUGCCGCUCCAGAAACAGACAGAAAGGUAGAGGAACUCAGAUGGCAGGAGGUAGAUGAGAGGCAGACCAUGCCCAGACCCUACACUUUCCAGGUGUCAUCCGGAGGGAAACAAAUUCUCUUCCCCAAAGUCAAUCUGAGCCCCGUGAAACCCAUGAAAGAUGAGGGGCUCGCCUCUGGUCCCCAAGAGCCAAAAGCCCCCAAAGCCAGCCCGGCCUCCCACGCCCUGCCCUCGUCCCUGAGCAUCCCCCACACGGCCAUUCUGGUCACGGGAGCCCAGCUCUGCGGCCCGGCCGUCAACCUGAGCCAGAUCAAGGACACGGCGUGCAAGUCUCUCCUGGGCUUGUCGGAAGAAAAGAAGCACGUGGAUGUCCCCGCCCUGGAGAACCCACCUCGAGCCCCAGGCGACCCCCGGGCAGGCAGUGGGAAGACCAGGCCCUCACAGGAGUCUCCGAGCAGCGUGGCCGCGCUCGCUGAAUGGGCUUCCAUUCGGUCCAGAAUCCUGAAGAACGCAGAGAGUGACCAGCGCGGCGAGCGAGACCAGUCUCGGCCGGGUGAUGAACACACGCCCAGGGGCCGAUGUGAUUCCCGCGGGAACCUCCGGAGGACCCCGCCGGUAAAUGCAAAGUUCUCCAUUAAGCCUGCCUGGCAGAAAUUCUCUGAUGGGGGCGGGGAGACCUCCAAACAGAACACGGAAGCGGAAAGCGUUAGAAAAAGAUCCCUGCCGGGCCCCAGCGAAGAGGCCCGCCCCCAGCUCCCUGCUGCUGAUACUAAAGAGCCCGUGAAGGGUGCAGAGAAACCGGAGGCGCACGAGGAGCCAACGGACACCACGGAGGGGUGCAAAUUUGCCAAAGACCUUCCAUCUUUCCUUGUUCCAAGCCUUCCUUACCCUCCACAGAAAGCAGGGGCCCAAGCAGAACCCGUGGUCACUUCGGACAGCGAGACCACAGGUGGAGUAGGAAAGCCGGAGCCCGUGAUGCCAGGUGGGGAGGAUAAAGCUUCCCCUUUUGGAAUAAAAUUGAGAAGGACCAACUACUCCUUGCGCUUCCACUGCGACCAACAAACGGAACAAAAGAAGAAGAAAAGGCACAGCAGCACGGGGGACAGUAUCAAUGGGGCGCCGUCAGCUCCGGGGAGCACAGCUGGAGAGAGAGAGACAGAGGCUGCGGCCCUCAAGCAUGGCCCGUCCCUCCCCGCCGAGAGGAGGCAAGCCCCGGCCCCCUGGAAGGACUCUGCUGAAAGCCCUCCCAGCGACUCUCCUCUUGCAGCCCAGCCUGGGCCCCCAGCAGCCAGCAGCCAGCCCCCGGCUCCAGAGCAGGACAGGGCAGCGAACAGAACGCCCUUGGCCCAGAAGCCAGCCCUGGCUCCCAAGCCCGCGGGCCAGACUCCGCCGUCCUCCCCGAUCUCCAAGCUGAGCAGGCCCUACUUGGUGGAGCUGUUGGCUCGCCGGGCGGGGAAGCCUGACCCGGAGGCCGGCGAGCCGUGUAAGGAGGGCCGGGACAACAGAGACCCCCGGAUGCCCUCACCCCCGCCGACCGAGGAGAGGAAGGACCAGAAGCGGAAUGAGGAGGAAGAGGUGGAAACAGAGAGGAAGCCAGCUUCCCCGGCGCCAUCUGCCGCCCGGCAGGAAAAGCCUUCCGCGACACCCGAGGCGGGGAGGAAAGAAAAGCCGACGCUUCAGAGCAGACACUCUUUAGACAGCUCCAAACUUGUGGAGAAAGUUGAAACCGCGCAGCCACUGUGGAUAACGUUGGCACUGCAAAAGCAGAAGGGGUUUCGGGAGCAGCAGGCGACUCGAGAGGAGAGGAAGCAAGCCAGGGAGGCCAAACAGGCAGAAAAGCUCUCCAAAGAAAACGUCAGUGUCAGCCCGCAGCCUGGAAGCAGCAGUGUCAGCAGAGCUGGUUCCCUGCACAAGUCCACCGCUCAGCCAGAAGAGAAGAAGCCAGAGACAGCAGCGUCCAGGCUCGAGCGCCGAGAACAGCUGAAAAAGGCCAACACUCUUCCUACAUCUGUGACAGUGGAGAUCUCUGAUUCGGCUCCCCCAGCACCACUGGUGAAAGAAGUCACAAAGAGAUUCUCUACCCCAGACGCUGCCCCCGUGUCAACAGAACCAGCCUGGCUGGCUUUGGCCAAAAGGAAAGCCAAGGCCUGGAGCGACUGUCCACAGAUUAUUAAGUAAAGAGUGACUCUUAUCCAUUCCUAUUGCCAGUUAUUGGCUCUUCUCUUGCCCUUUUUAUUUAUUUAUUUUUUAUAUGAGGUAAAGAAAGAAACGAAGCUAGGGAAAAGCAGCAUGUUUUAUAGGCUCUAAAAUAAUGUUUAGAAACUGAACUGGUGGUGUUCCUUGUAAAGAGUGUAUUUGCACAGCCCUAGGUCCUGGUGCCUUGAGCUCCUCCUAGUUCUAAAGAGAAAAUUCCGUCCUAGGGACCAUAUGAAGCAAAAUCUCCAGACUGAGAACUUCUCACGAGAGCCUGCCACACCCAUUCCAUGGCCCUUCCACACACAUACACCCACACACCAUUCAGAACAUGUACUUUUGCCAAUCUUUGUAACAGUUUUCUUGAUUCUGUACUCCUGUUUCUUUUUUCCAAACCAUUUACCAUGUGCUUGGGGAUUUCUACCCUUUUCUAUAGUAAUAGUGAAAGGAUCUUAUAUAAACAAGAGUGCCCAUUCGCCUGAAUGCAGUGAGUAACUGGGAAUUGCAAGUAAAAGUCUGGCUCCCAACUCUUUGCCCAUAUCUGCUUCUCAUGAUUUUGCCCCAACAGGAAACUGUAACACAGACAGCGAGUCCAUUGACUCUUCUACCGCACUGUUGAGCUACAGGCCUCGUUAUACCACAACUCUCCUCAAGGACACGUUAACCAUUUGGCCCAGCUGGCUCCUAGAGAACAUUUUUAUUUAAAAUGAUUUUUUAAAAAAAGAA